AUGACCUCAACUACCAUAUUAAAUUUAAAAGCUCCACGUCAAGAUGCUCAAGGGCGUUGGUAUGAAACACUUUCACCAUCACAAGUGUUGACUCGUCAACAGCAAGCAGUAAAACCACAGAACGAUGAGCAGAUGAAACAGAAGAAAAAGUGUCGUGAUGACAGAAAAACACAACGUCUACGUCGAAGACUUCAUCAACAAGGUUUAGAUCCAGAUACAAUUACUGAAUUAGUUAAUCAAAAAAUAAAUCUUCAACGACAACAACAUGAUGAAGCAAUUAAAUACAAUCGAGUAAUUUCAUUAGAAGGUACUAAGGAAAUUGUUAAAAGAUUAAAUUCAAAGGAUAAAAUUGAUUAUAUUCGUCAAUAUGCUUAUUUAAUUCAUCGUCUAUUCUAUGUACAAUUACAAGAAAGUCAAUGGAAAUAUUAUUAUGAUAUUGGUAUACAAGAAAAUAUUUGGUCAGGACGUGUAUAA
Molecule: messenger RNA, 474 nt
Organism: Rotaria sp. Silwood2
Lineage: Eukaryota; Metazoa; Rotifera; Eurotatoria; Philodinida; Philodinidae
Source: the annotation of a GenBank genome assembly